Molecule: messenger RNA, 3016 nt
Organism: Acyrthosiphon pisum (pea aphid)
Lineage: Eukaryota; Metazoa; Arthropoda; Insecta; Hemiptera; Aphididae
Product: cyclic AMP response element-binding protein A
Exons: 8
Coding region: 528-1733 (401 amino acids)
Biological process (GO): regulation of transcription by RNA polymerase II
Molecular function (GO): cAMP response element binding; DNA-binding transcription factor activity, RNA polymerase II-specific
Source: RefSeq, a predicted model, not a curated record
ACACGCCUCGGCAUCAGCAACAGGUCGUCGGUCUCUCGCGCGCGCUCGUACGUUCCUCUCAUUAAUAUCAGAUGCGCCCGGCAAACGAUUCAGUCCCCACGUUGUGCCCGUUUACACGCGUGUGUGCGAUUUUCUUUUUGUGUAUGUGUGUCUGUGCAUUUGUUCUAUCAUAUUAUUGAUAUUAUUAUAAUAUUAUUUGAUAAUUAAUUGUUAUCGUUACAAUCGCACAAAACGUAUAAUAAUAUUAAAUUUAUUUUUCCACCGGAAAAUGUAAGACGAACGAUUCGCGUGUUCACUUCGAGUUCAGUGCGAUCCGCUUACGUGAUAUAUUAUACACGACAUCGUUAUAAUACCCUCUCCCCCCAUCCUCAAAAUAUACCGUAAAAUCACAGUGGUUUUUCGACCGGUUGUUUGCGAAUUACAUUUUUUUUUUUAUCGUUUUUGAGUUUUUGUGCCGUUUUUCUGACUCUCGCGCCGCCCUGUGUGAGGAAAACGACAUAAUUAUUCGACAGACGCUGCGGGAAAACAUGACCAUGUCCUGUCAAGAGAUGGACCCUUUGGGCAUGUACAUGGAGCUUAAGCUCGACCCGUUCAUUAACGAAGACAUGAAAGACUUCAGCUGGGACUCGGAUUUGGAUCAGGAUAUUACCGACGCGCUGAGAGGCACAGAAGACACGUCCGAUUGGCUGAUCGGUGGAAACGGCCGGUCGAAUUCUCACGUGGUGCUGCACGACCGUCUGAUAACCGACGCGGUGAUGUUUAAUGCCCCUAUCAAGGCCGAACACUCGUAUUGUACCACGCACGGGUCUAGCGAAUCGCUGGACGCUAUAGAUUUGGACGAAGAUAGCAGUCAGGACGGAACGUGUAAGCUGACGUUUGAUGAAGUUAGAUGUGAUCGUACCGGUAACAUUGAAAUGAUUAGUAUCAAAGAGGACACGACUUCAAUAAAAGACGAACCGAUGAGUGACCAGGAAUAUGUUGAGACUAAUUCCUCUUGCCCUCCAUCACCAUGUUCUGCAUCUGACGAUACGCCCAGACAUUACGGCAAGGUACAGAAAACCAGUUACAAAGAACCCACCACGGUCGUAUUAACCUCCAGAGCUUUUCUCAACCAACCGCACAGAUUAAUCGUCCCAAACUUCGGUCUGAAAAUGGAUGGCACAGGUUUUUCACUGCCACCCACGCCACCUUCGUCCAUGUCCAGCGAUAGCGAGGGCGGUAACGUAUCACCGCACCACCGAUCAUCGCCCACACGGCGGUUGUUCCUGUCGACGAUGUCGUCGUCGUCUUCGUCGUCCUCGUCGUUAGCCGCUGCCUCCUCCACCAUCACCAGCAGUCGGCAGCCUAUACAAACGCCUUUGAUCAGCUGUCAGCCGAAAGGUUCUACCGGCGCACUGACGCUCACGGAAGAGGAGAAACGCACCCUGCUGGCUGAAGGCUACCCGAUACCUACCAGGUUGCCAUUGACCAAGGCCGAGGAGAAGUCGUUAAAAAAAAUCCGAAGGAAAAUUAAAAACAAGAUAUCGGCGCAAGAGAGCCGACGCAAGAAGAAGGAAUACAUGGAUACUUUGGAGAGGAAGGUGGAUAUUCUCGUUUCCGAAAAUUGCGAGUACAAAAAGAAAAUUGUCAAUCUUGAAGAGAGUAAUGGGUCCUUAGUCCAGCAACUGCAAAAGUUGCAGAAAUUACUCGGGCUACAAGCAACCCACAUCAGUCAGCAACUGAAGACCAAAUAAUUACAAACUUACUAGUGGGGUAAAAACUGUACAUAACGACCAAUGGUGCAAAUACAAUAUGUUUAAGAGUUUUAGUUCAAUGUCGACAGCUAGUCCAUGAUGUUACUAAAAGCGCUUCUGCGAGUAUUCAUAUUUAACUAUAACACUGCAUGAAUAUGAUGAGAGCAUUGAUUUAAAUACGCAGACAAGAUACUCGCAACGAUACAAAAUACAAUUAUUUAUUUUUGACGUUCAGCCAAUAUUUUUAAUACAGAAUUUUUAUUCACGGCUGAUAGAAUUUAUGAAAUGAUAUGCAAUGCAAACCACAUUUAUGUCAAUACAUGAUAAACAUAUUAUUAUAUUCUGUAAGAAAAAAACGACUGAUGAAAUAAACACCAAUAUUAUCGGAUAAAAGUGAUGUUUUUGAUGCGCAUAAGUGCAUCAUAAUAAAUCAAAAAUAAUUACCUUUUAAUCUCAUUAUUACUCGUUGUAAGUGCCAAAAUUAUAAUUAUAUACAAUUGUGUGUACAUAUUUUUAAAAACCGCUUGUAUCUGUGCCUGCCACAUAUAUAUGCUAUAAAUACGUUAUAUUUUGUCUAUGUUAUAUAUUUAUAAAUCGAUAAACAAACAAUAAUGUUAAGGAUCGUUUUCCUAGAGUAUUAAUAAAAUAAAUUUAUUAUACAAUUUUUUUUGGUUGUACCUAAGUUUAUUAAUUAAAUCAAUUAUAUUAUAUCGAAUUGUACAUAAUAUAUUUUAUACAUUUGAUUCAAUUGUGUUGUUAACUUAAAAUAUAUAUUUUCUAGUUAAAUUAGUUAAAUUUUAAAUAUUAUUACAUUACAAAUAAAUAAUGAAUUAUUUUGUUUUAGAAAAAUAUUUUUGUAUAAAAGACAUAUUAUAUAUUAAAUUAUGUGCAAUUUUUUAGCAGAUUUCCAUUAGCACGUAAAAUUAUUAUUUUAUGUUAUAGUGUAUAACACUUGUUUUUUAUUAUUAUUAUUAUUAUUAUUAUUAUUAUUAUUAUUAUUAUUAUUGGGGUAGCACGUACGUUAUAUGUUUAUGUAUUCUCAGUUGUCCCAAAUUACGUUUGGUCCUUUGUUUUACUUGUGAAUAUUGAAGGGAAAUUAUAAUUGACCAAACAUUGUGCUCAUCAAUAAUUGUUUUUCAAUAUUGUUUUAUUGGAGUUCACUCUAUAUUAUGAACUUCGUUGUAUAGUUACUACUUAAUCCAUGAUUUUAACCCAAACAGUUGGAUAUUAAGAUCGUAUGAAUAAUAAAAGAAGGAAAUAUACUUUUGUUUUUCUUGAAAAAA